This is a messenger RNA of Anguilla rostrata (American eel), 9296 nucleotides long. RefSeq lists its product as uncharacterized. Lineage: Eukaryota; Metazoa; Chordata; Actinopteri; Anguilliformes; Anguillidae. The transcript has 29 exons. Gene Ontology annotation, molecular function: ATP binding; protein kinase activity. Gene Ontology annotation, biological process: protein phosphorylation. The record is from RefSeq and is a predicted model, not a curated record. The coding region runs from base 97 to 8475 and encodes 2792 amino acids.
CACACACAGUCGCUGACACAGUCCAUUUCCAGGGACUGGCAGAUGCAGCUCCUGGAUAAAUGAAUCUUUGGGGAUUUCUCUGAAAAAAGACAAAGGAUGCCCAUAACCAUCAAAAAGAAGCUAGAAAACUGUACAGACCAAGAGGAUGAUGAGGUGAAGCUGGAGGUAGAGAUGAGCAAGCCUUCACUGGAGUUGAACUGGAGGAAAAAUAAUGUCGCUCUGCAGGCUGGGAACAAUGUGGAGAUGCAUGUUGAAGAGACUAAACACUCACUUUUCUUCAAGAAAAACUCCAGAACUGAGCAGGGCUACUAUUGCUGUGAGACCGCGGAUGACAAGACUCAGGCAAAACUAACAGUUGAAAAGCUUCCAAUAUGUAUAGUGAAGCCUCUCAGGGUCAAAAUUGCCAUAUACAAGCAUAAAGCCCUCCUGGAGUGCCAGGUUUCUCAUGCUAAUGCUAAAGUUAAGUGGUACAAGGACAACAAGGAAAUCAAGGCCAACAACAAAUACAAUCUCAUCAGCAAGGAUGUCUAUAGGCAGCUUUACAUCAAUGAAGUGGAAUUUUCUGAUGAAGACACUUACACUUGUGAUGCCAUUGAUGAAAAGACCUCUUGCCAACUACUUGUGGAGGAACAAGUCAUUAACGUUGUGCGAGAGCUAAGGGACGUGGAAGUGAUGGAGCCCAGCCCAGCGCACUUUGAGGCAGAGAUCAGUAUUAAGUCAGAAAAGCUGCCGAAGUGGACACUGAGAGGAGAGUUACUGAAGGCCAACGAUGAUGUGGAAAUGGAAAAGAUGGACAAUGUUUACCGCCUCAUCUUUAAAAAUACCAAGGCCACCAUGUCUGGUCCUCUACAGUUUAUGAUUGGCAAGAGCAAAUCUGUUGCACAACUCACUAUUUUGGAACGUCCCCUGAGCAUUGUCAAACCAAUAAAGGACACAGAAACCAAAGAGAACGGAUCAGUCACCCUCAGUUGUGAGUUUUCUUCCUCACCCAGAAUGGUGAGAUGGUUCAAGGGUGAAACUCUGCUGGAGAGUAGCAGGAAGUACAACAUAAGGCAAGAAAUGAAAAGUGCAGAGCUCACCAUCCAGAACCUGCACGGAAAUGAUUCUGGGGAGUACCACUGCCAUGCUGGAGGCUGUGAGAGCAAGGCUACACUCACUGUGGAGGUACGGAGGGUUCAGAUAAUAAAGCACCUAAAAGAUGCUGAAGUAGAAGAGGACACCAGUGCCAUGUUCAUUUGUGAGCUGAACUAUUCCGAUGUGGAUGUACAGUGGUUCCUCAACAAAAGGCGCCUUUGGCCCAGUAAUGUGAACCAGAUCAAACACGUGGAUAAUACUCAUAGCCUUACUCUUAAGCGGCUACCACCUGAAGACAGUGUGAUAACAAUUCAAGCUGAAAAUGCCAGUGAGUCUGCCUCUCUAAAGAUCAAAGAAAAGCCAGCUAUGUUUGUGAAGCCUUUGAAGAACAUGGUGGGAGAGGAAGAGGAUACCAUUUCCUUGGAGUGUGAAGUCUCCAAGCCCCUGGUUUUCCCCAUCUGGAAGAAAGAUGGUGUGGUCCUGGCCACCAGUGACAAGUAUGAGAUGCUACAUUUAUCCAGGUUCAUUAGUCUGAUUAUCCAUGAUAUCAAACAGGAGGACACAGGAGAGUAUUGCUGUGAACUUGGCACGGACCAGACCAAAUCCAGGGUCACUGUGAAAGACAUCACCAUUGAUUUCAUCAAGCGGCUGAAGACAGUUGAAGUAAAGGAAGGCGAGACCUGCAAUUUUGUGUGUGUUCUUUCCAAAUAUAUAGCAGAUGAAUACAUAUGGACAUUGAAUGGUCAACCUGUGGUCAGUGAUGGUCGUUUCCAAAUCUCCAAUGAGAAAAGGAAAUACAAGAUGAGCAUUAAGGAAGUGAACAUGUCUGACUCUGGGGAUGUGGUCUUCACAAUAAGGAACCUCAGUUCCAAGACAAUGCUGUUUGUGAAAGAAAAGCCUGUCAUGGUGUACAGAGAUAUGCAGAGCCUGUCUGUGACCCCAGGAGAGGAUGCUGAGCUCAGCUGUGAGGUCACAAAGUGUAAUGCUAAAGUCAAGUGGCUCAAAGAUGGGAAAACAAUUAAGAACAGUCCAAGGUAUGAGUUCAGCCAGAUAGAAAAUCUUGUGAAGCUGGUGAUCCACAAUGCAAUGAUCACAGACUCAGGAGAAUACUGCUGUGAGGUGAAUGGAGCUACCUCAAGGGCCAGGCUGAAUGUUAAAGACCUGGAGCACAUCUUUUCCAGGGAGCUGAGGGACACGAAAGCAGAGGAGAAUGGUGUGGCUAUUCUGGAAUGUGAAACUAGGCGUCCAGCCCUCAGAAUGACAUGGCUUAAAGGCAUGGUCAUACUGAAACCUGGGAGUAAAUACAAUAUAAAACAGCAAGGGAACAUACUCUCCCUCACCAUCAAGGGGCUGGAAAAAAGUGACAGUGACAUCUACACCUGUGAUGUGGGAACUGCCCAAAGCAGGGCUGUACUGACAGUAAAAGAACGACAGGUUUUUUUCAUGGAAGAGCUGGAAGACAAAGUGUGUUUGGAAGGUGACACCAUCAUGUUUAAGUGCCGUAUCUGUCCCAGUGAUUACUUCAAUGUAAGGUGGUAUCUGGACAGAACUCUGCUGCAUACUGACCACCUGAACAAAAUCCAAAUUCUUCCUGGGGGCUACCACACCCUCACCAUGAGGAACCUGGCGCGAAAGGACUCAGGCAUCAUUACCCUUGAGGCUGGAGGCAAAAGAUUAUAUGCCUUCCUGCUUGUCAGAGAAAAACGCCCAAAAUUCACAAAGGCAUUACAGGACUGUAAAGCAAUUGAUGGGGAAAAUUUGGUACUCUCAUGCAAGACUUCCAAAGCCUGCCAUAUUCUGUGGUACAGGGAUGGUUGCUUAAUAUGGAACUCCUCAAAGUACUUGGCACGUGGUUUGGACAAUGAGGCAACCCUGACAAUCUACAAUGUGAAUGAGAAGGACACAGGGUGGUAUGAAUGUCAUGCUGGAUCAGUCAGCACCAAGGCCCAAGUUACUGUCAAGAGCCAUCACUCCAUCCCACAACCAAUGGAGAAUAUUUUUGACCAGAGCAGUGAAAGUCCUGUCUUCGCCACCAUAAUCAAAGAACAUUUAGCUUCAUGGACCGGAGAACCACUUCAAGAAACUGAGCACAUAGGGCUGCUCCAUCAUACUGCCCACUGUGCUCCCAUUCUUGUCAGCACUGAUGCUAUGCACAGGAGAACCGUUACUUCUCUGUUCAAGAUCUCUGGUGAAGAGCAGUCUUGCAGUGCUGAGCUGACGUUGGAAAGACAGGAGACCGAGUUUGAUGAAAGAGAUGCCUGGGAUAAACUUUACCAGCACAGACCUGAAAAGGACUGGAAGGAGGAGGAAUGCAAUGAAUUAUGCCCUGUGUUAUCAGAAGGCAUAAUGAUUGCAGACACAUCCAAUAAUUUGACAAAACAUCAAGAGCAAUCCAGAAAGCUGGGGUGUUUGGCGCGGUUGGACACAGCCCUGUCUCUACCCUACUCUGAGGCAGAAGACCCUACUUUUGGUUUGAAUAGCAUCCCCAUGCAGAGGCUCAUUAAGAGCACCUCCUGCAGCCACGCCCAGGAGGUUUCUUGCCUCUCUGCCCCUGGAGUGAUUUUGAAAGAGAUAACGGCGCAGGAGCAAGCCUAUGAGCAUCUGAGGUCCAGUCUCUCUAAACAGCUGAAUGAACCCCUUCUGGAGUACAGAGAGGACCAUGCUGAUACAGAAGGCAGAAAAGGCCAGAGAGGUGGCCCAUCACACUGUAUAACCAUGGUUAAAUCCAUCUCUUGUGAUAGCGGAGUCACAAGGCCUCAGUCUAAUGUCAACAAGCAGGAUCAGUUGUGGAGCAGGUCCUUAGACGAUUUUAUGAGCAUGAUUCCAGAGUCAACUGAACUGAGGGAAUCAGGGGAGAAAAGCAAAAAGCUGGAGAUUUCUAGGACUGAGUGUAUUCAGUACUCACUCGCCUGCAAAGGCCCAGUGAUGCUGCAGCAGUCCAUCCCAGAGCUACUGGUGGCUCCAGCCAAGCACACUUCAUUGGCUGUCCCCAAAGACCAGAAUGACCACAGUAUCACUUCUGUUAGCAGUGGAUCCUCUUCUGAGUUUAAUAAAACAGAUACCUGGGAUAAAAUUUACCAGCACAGACCUGAAAAGGACUGGAAGCAGGAGGAAUGCAAUGAAUUAUGCCCUUUGUCAUCAGACAGCAUAAUGACUUCAGACACAUCAAAUAAUGUGACAGAACAUCAAGAGCAAUCCAGAAAGCUGGGGUGUUUGGCGCGGUUGGACACAGCCCUGUCUCUACCCUACUCUGAGGCAGAGGACUCUACUUUUGGUUUGAAUAGCAUCCCCAGGCAGAGGCUCAUUAAGAGCACCUCCUGCAGCCACGCCCAGGAGGUUUCCUGCCUCUCUGCCCCUGGAGUGAUUUUGAAAGAGAUAACGGCGCAGGAGCAAGCCUAUGAGCAUCUGAGGUCCAGUCUCUCUAAACAGCUGAAUGAACCCCUUCUGGAGUACAGAGAGGACCGUGCUGAUACAGAAGGCAGAAAAGGCCAGAGAAGUGGCCCAUCACACUGUGUAGCCAUGGUUAAAUCCAUCUCUUAUGACAGCGGAGUCACAAGGCCUCAGUCUGACAUCUACAGGCAGCAUCAGUUGUGGAGCAGGUCCUUAGAUGAUUUUAUGAGCAUGAUUCCAGAGUCAACUGAACUGAGGGAAUCAGGGGAGAAAAGCAAAAAUUUGGAGAUUUCUAGGACUGAGUGUAUUCAGUACUCACUCGCCUGCAAAGGCCCAGUGAUGCUGCAGCAGUCCAUCCCAGAGCUACUGGUGGCUCCAGCCAAGCACACUUCAUUGGCUGUCCCCAAAGACCAGCAUGACCACAAUGUCACUUCUGUUAGCAGUGGAUCCUCUUCUGAGUUUAAUAAAACAGACGUCUGGGAUAAACGUCACCAGGACAUACCUGAAAAGGACUGGAAGGAGGAGGAAUACAAUGAAUUAUGCCCUUUGUCAUCAGACAGCAUAAUGACUUCAGACACAUCCAAUAAUGUGACAAAACAUCAAGAGCAAUCCCGAAAGCUGGGGUGUUUGGUGCGGUUGGACACAGCCCUGUCUCUACCCCACUCUGAGGCAGAGGACUCUACUUUUGGUUUGAAUAGCAUCCCCAGGCAGAGGCUCAUUAAGAGCACUUCCUGCAGCCACGCCCAGGAGGUUUCCUGCCUCUCUGCCCCUGGAGUGAUUUUGAAAGAGAUAACGGCGCAGGAGCAAGCCUAUGAGCAUCUGAGGUCCAGUCUCUCUAAACAGCUGAAUGAACCCCUUCUGGAGUACAGAGAGGACCGUGCUGAUACAGAAGGCAGGAAAGGCCAGAGAGGUGGCCCAUCACACUGUGUAGCCAUGGUUAAACCAAUCUCUUAUGACAGCGGAGACACAAGGCCUCAGUCUGACGUCUACAAGCAGCAUCAGUUGUGUAGCAGGUCCGUAGAUGAUUUUAUGAGCAUGAUUCCAGAGUCAACUGAACUGAGGGAAUCAGGGGAGAAAAGCAAAAAGGUGGAGACUUUUAGGACUGAGUGUAUUCAGUACUCACUUGCCUGCAAAGGCCCAGUGAUGCUGCAGCAGUCUAUCUCAGAGCUACUGGUGGCUCCAAGCAAGCACACUUCAUUGGCUGUCCCCAAAGACCAGCAUGACCACAAUGUCACUUCUGUUAGCAGUGGAUCCUCUUCUGAGUUUAAUAAAACAGACGUCUGGGAUAAACUUCACCAGGACAUACCUGAAAAGGACUGGAAGGAGGAGGAAUACAAUGAAUUAUGCCCUGUGUUAUCAGACAGCAUAAUGACUUCAGACACAUCAAAUAAUGUGACAAAACAUCAAGAGCAAUCCAGAAAGCUGGGGUGUUUGGCGCGGUUGGACACAGCCCUGUCUGUACCCCACUCUGAGGCAGAGGACUCUUUUGGUUUGAAUAGCAUCCCCAGGCAGAGGCUCAUUAAGAGCACCUCCUGCAGCCACGCCCAGGAGGUUUCCUGCCUCUCUGCCCCUGGAGUGAUUUUGAAAGAGAUAACGGCGCAGGAGCAAGCCUAUGAGCAUCUGAGGUCCAGUCUCUCUAAACAGCUGAAUGAACCCCUUCUGGAGUACAGAGAGGACCAUGCUGAUACAGAAGGCAGAAAAGGCCAGAGAAGUGGCCCAUCACACUGUAUAACCAUGGUUAAAUCCAUCUCUUAUGACAGCGGAGUCACAAGGCCCCAGUCUGACAUCUACAAGCAGCAUCAGUUGUGGAGCAGGUCCUUAGGUGAUUUUAUGAGCAUGAUUCCAGACUCAGCUGAACUGAGGGAAUCAGGGGAGAAAAGCAAAAAGGUGGACACUUUUAGCACUGGGGCUUUCAUAGUUGAUGAGGACGAUGCUCCUGAAAAUGUUGAUACAGACCCUGAAGAAUCAGUAAAGGCAGCUGUGGAUACACAGAUUGGGAGCAGAACUUAUUCACUUGCUGCUGAGAAGGCUGCCAUGAUUGAAAUGACUCUGCCUUUAAUGGUGCAGUCCCUGCCUGAAGAGGUUAAAACAAUGACACAUGUAAUAUUUGCUCCGGGGAUGCAUGAAGAAUUAGAAUGUAGCUCCAUUCCGGAGACAACGCAAGCUGAGCACACAUUAAUAUUGAGCAGCAUGCAGCCAGUCAAGAAGGGCUUAUUGCAACAAAACCCAUUAUUUACAAAAUCCCAGCUUUUGAUUCCUAGUUCCUUGGAGCAAUCGGACAGGCCCCAAAAUAUGGAUAUAUCUCUGAAGCCUCUAGAGACAUCCCAAGAGAUCCUUUCACUUGAUCCUCAAAAUAAGGAGCAAGGUCUUUUCAGUUUACACAGUUCCGUCAAUAUAACUAAUGUGGGGUUAAAAAAGUCAGACAAAGGUGAUCAGGUGGCAGUGUUAGUUGAAGAUGAAAACCCUGCCCUGCUGGAGAUAAAAGAGGAAAAAAGGCCAGAGGAUAGGAAACUGUCAACAGUGGAGAAAUCAGAUAGUACUCACAAAAUCUCUCAUAUAAAUGAUUUUCAAAAAAAGUCUGCAACCCUUCAGGUAUCUAACAAGAAAACCUUAAGCAAUUUUUGUCGCUAUGGUUCCCAGUCAGCACUCGACACCAUACCCCCCUCUGGUAAAUCUGGGAAGUCUGUGCUGAAGCAGUUUUUUUGGAGGCAGUCCGGGACAGUUAAGUCCUCCAAACAAAAAGGAAGGGAGAAACUGCCAGGACGUGAUUUUCCCUCUUCACUGCAACAGCAACAAAAAGCUGAAGAUCUCUCCAUCUCAACGAAACUCAUGGAAUCCAUGUCCAGAUUUUCUAAGCUGUUGAACAGGAAAUACAGUAAAGAAAAAGGGGAAGGUGACAGGUCAAAGGUAGCAUCUCUUCCCAAGGGAAUGCUGCUAGGCAUUGGAGAUGCAAGCUCACACAAGAGAGCACCCAGUGAAUUCUACAAAUUGCCCAUUUUAAAGAAAAAGAAAGACAUCCACAUUCCCCUCACACCUGUGGAAUUGGCAGCGGUAGCAGACACUGGAUCAGACCGUCUGGCUGCAUACAAGACCUACAGCUUUCUCUCCGAAAUCAACAGAGGCCGUUUCAGUGUGGUGAGACAGUGUCAGGAUGACCAGAGCAAGCAACUAUUUGCAGCAAAGAUCAUCCCCUACAAACAAGAGCAGCAGCAGCAGGUAUUGCACGAAUACCAGCUGUUGAAGAAGUUGGACCACACUCACAUUGUCCAGCUACAUGCUGCCUUCAUCACCCCAUGCUACCUGGUGUUGAUUGAGGAGCUGUGUGCUGGACGUGAGCUUCUGCAUAACCUGGCUGAGCGGGACCUGUAUGCAGAGAUGCAUGUAGCAGAGCUCCUGCAGCAGAUUCUGAGCGGUGUGGACUACCUUCACAGCAGCUACAUUGUGCACCUGGACUUAAAGUCAGACAACAUACUUGUGACAGAUCACAACCUAUUGAAGAUAGUGGACCUGGGUUCAGCCCAGACCUUCACCCCAGGACAGACCCUCUCUGUGGAGCACAUUCAGGAAACAAAGGAGAACAAAGUAAAUAUUGCCCUUCCCAAAGCACCUGAAGUUUUAGAAAGGGAAGCUGUGGGACCUGAAACAGACAUCUGGGCCAUUGGCGUUUUGAUUUUUAUCAUGCUGAGUGGGGAUGACCCCUUCAAAUCUGAGCUGCACUGGGAAAGCGAAGACAACAUCAGGAAAGGGAAAAUACAGUUCAGCAGGUGCUAUCCUGGGCUUUCUGAGGGAUCAGUCAGUUUCAUCAAGAGGACUCUUAACUAUAAGCCCUGGGGAAGACCGUCAGCUGCAGAGUGCCUCCAAAUUCCAUGGGUUAAGGGGUUACAUCACUCAUCCCGCCACUGUCACUCCAUUGUGUGCUUCUCCACCGACAAACUGCAGGCUUAUCUUGAGGAGCAGGAGAUGAAGCGAGAGAAAGCCUGCACAAAGAUGGAUGUUCCACUCCUCAAUUAAGGGCAGAUCCAAAUUAGCAAGGUGGAUAUCUCACUAAACUCACCAGCUACCAAUCAUAUUUGCAUGUCUGUGGAACCCAUCCAUAUGAGAGCAAAUUAUUAUGCCAUGAUGUUUAGUCUUAGUCUUAAUUUCAAGUAAUUCCAUUUUGCACAAAAAUUUCAAUAAAUAACAAAAUCAGAUACUCAGAUAUCCAUUUCUACAAUACUUUCAAGUUAUAUCAGUUGUGUGAAAAGACCUAGUUCCUAGAACCUAGAACUCUAUAUUACCUAGUUCAUUUUCCAGUUGUAUUGCAAUAACAUAUCAGCAUCUGCUUUAUCACUGCACUGGCCAAGUGGAGGUUCUUGCGCAUAAUAUGUUAAAGACAAGAUUGAUGGGAUCCUUGAUGGUAUGUAUUGUCAAAAGUUAGCAAUAACAGUAAUAAUGAUAAUAAUAGUAAUAAUAAUAAUAAGAAGAAGAAGAAUAAACUUUACUUGAAUAGCACCUUUCUUACAAGAAAUGCAGCUCAAAUUUAUUUACAAUAAAGAAAUUACAUGCACCGAGUGCUUCACAUGAAAACAGACAUAUAAUGAACAUAAAAACGGAUAAAAUGGCAUAAUUAUAAAAACAGGGAUAGAAUGCCAAAAUUAAUUUGACAUAGAAUGAACAUUUAAAAAAAUAUACUAAGCAUAUGUCCUCAAAAAAUAAGAGAAAUGUGCCAUACAUAGUGUUUGCAGUUGGUUGCAUAUUUUUAGAUAUGAGCAUGUAAAAGAAUGUUCUGACAGUGUGAGAAACAAGUUCCUGUGCAUCUGUGAAAAAUGAAUUAAAGCACCACCAUGCACACG